AUGAUUUAAUAAUCAUGAUGAUAUAAAUUACAUCAUGUUGAAUCUUUCUUCUUUAAUCUUAGGAAAGGGAAUUUUGAUCAAAUACACACUCUUUUGAAUUUAGUGUGUACAACUGUACAUUUGCUAUCCGGCUGCGUGUUACUUUUCUGUUUCUGAAACUUACAUAACGCAUGAAAAACUGUGAAUGGCGGUGUAGGUAAUGUACUAAUGGUACUUCUUCACGGAAUAGCAGUAGUGAUGAUGGCGAAACCUCCUAUAAUCAAAGCGGGUCAAUCUUUGGCUCCAGAUCUCACUUCUGGCCGCACCUUUAUCGGCACCUCUAAAUCUCAUCGCCGCCGCGACCUCGUCUUCGUAGUCAAUCCACGAGGAGCUAAUGGAAAGACAGGUGAGCAAUGGAAGACGCUGCUACCUCACCUCAGGUCCAGACUCUCUGAUACCUAUAACAUAUGCGAGUCUUUGACGUCAGGCCCCUCUCACGCCAUUGACAUAACACGGGAGGCUAUACAUGAGGGAGCUGAUGCUGUGAUUGCAGUUGGUGGUGAUGGAACUCUGCACGAGGUUGUAAAUGGCUUCUUCUGUGAUGGUAAACCUGUUUCCGAUCAUGAUCCGGAGUCUACCCAUUCAACUGCUCUGGGUAUCAUUCCUUUAGGAACUGGAUCAGACUUUGCCAGGACAUUUGGAUGGAGAAAUGAUCCUUAUGAUGCUAUAGAACGCAUUGCCAAAGGGAUAAAAUCUAGGGUUGACAUUGGAGUUAUAAGUGGGGGGAGUGGAGAACCACAUUACUUCAUCAAUGUUGCUGAUAUUCAUUUAAGUGCAAAGGCUGGUUAUCACGCAUCAAAGUACAAGAAAUUUGGAAAUUUAUGCUAUGUCAUUGGAGCUCUUCAAGCUUUUCUGGGACACCAGAACCAGGAUCUUAGAGUCAAGGUUGAUGAUGGGGAGUGGGAAAUAUAUUCACAAGUAACUGCUUUAUGCAUUGGGAAUGCAAAAUACUUUGGUGGUGGAAUGAAAAUCACACCAAAUGCUAGCCCAUCAAGUGGUAACUUUGAGGUUGUUACUCUUCAGGAUUUCAAGUGGUAUGAUUUCAUACUCAAACUACAUAAGCUAUACAAUGGAACACACCUAUCCGUCAAAAAUGUAAAUUCAAGAAGUGCACGUUCAAUUGAAGUUGAGGAGAUUGCUAGGUGUGAUGGAGGCAGCAUUUAUGUGCAGUCUGAUGGAGAAUUUUUGGGGUUCCUACCGAUGAAAAUUCACAUAUUGCCUGGUGCCAUUGAAAUGAUAUGCUAAUGAAAUUAUAGCUGUUGCGUCUGCUGAAGAAACAUGAUUUUCGGGAACAAUAACUGCCUGUCUUUCAGGCGCUGUUUUAGAGGAGGUCGUUGCAUUCUCAAUAACCCUUCAGACUUUAAACUGAUCAACAAUGGAGUAUGGUUAGCAGAAACAUUUAAUUUAUACUCUUGUAGCAUCAAUGAGAAAGACAAGAUUGUAAAUUUGUGUAAUCUUUUGUUUGCGGGAAGAAGUUAUAUAUACAGCUUUCUUUCUUUCUCCCUCUGUACUUUAAGCUUAAAUAAUCUUUCAAACUGAGAGUUUUUUCUUAUUAUGUCUUUAUUACUUUGUGAUUUGUGACAAUGGUAUAUUGUUGUCAUUUUUUUGUACUUGC
Cuscuta europaea is the source of this 1654-nucleotide messenger RNA. The record is from the annotation of a GenBank genome assembly. NCBI's taxonomy places the organism in Eukaryota, Viridiplantae, Streptophyta, Magnoliopsida, Solanales, Convolvulaceae.